Messenger RNA from Xyrauchen texanus (razorback sucker), 6940 nucleotides. Its product is annotated as nuclear pore membrane glycoprotein 210-like. Gene Ontology annotation, cellular component: nuclear pore. Bases 361 to 6006 code for a protein of 1881 amino acids. The transcript is spliced from 40 exons. The record is from RefSeq and is a predicted model, not a curated record. Lineage: Eukaryota; Metazoa; Chordata; Actinopteri; Cypriniformes; Catostomidae.
UGUGCGUUCAAACCAAUCUGACAAUUUUUUUUUGCCCCGCUUUAAUUUUCCGCCUUUUUUACCGAUCUAUUUCUUUUUUGUUAAUAUACACUUUUUUUUUUUUAAUCUGAGAAUUUGAAGCACGACAUUUACGAAGAAGUAAUAAUGAAACUAACAGCCAGUAUUACAGUUGUGUCAUGCUCGCGCCGUGUGAACUGUUAAUCUCUCGAGCGCUUUCUGUUGAAUGAGCAGCAGCAUCUCAUGCGCUUUGUUCGGUGAUUUGAGGGAUGAUACAUACAGCUCCUGGAGAAACCGGCGGAUACAUUCUGAAAGCGAAAAUACAUCCAUAAGCACUGGAGAUAUUGCUCGUAAACCGUGAUCAUGGUGAACUGUCGCUUGCUCGUGUUAACUGUAUUUAUCUGCAGUCUCACACACGCUGCUAAACUCAAUAUCCCGAAAGUUUUAUUACCUCUGGCUAGAAGCACAAAAAUCAAUUUUACGCUGGAAGCGUCUGAAGGGUGUUAUCGAUGGUCAUCGAACCGGCCGGAAGUGGCCAGUAUAGAGGCAGUAGAUGUGGAUGAGCAUCAGUGUUCUCAGAGGGCCGUCCUGCAGGCACGCUCCACUCAGCCUGCCAGACUCACUAGCAUCAUACUCGCUGAGGACAUCUUGACUGGGCAGGUGCUGCGCUGUGAUGCUAUAGUUGAUGUGAUCAGUGAGAUCCAAAUCGUCUCCACCACACGAGAGCUUCACCUGGAGGAUUCUCCACUGGAGCUCAAGAUAAAUGCGUUGGACUCAGAGGGAAACACGUUCAGUACUCUAGCCAAUCUGUUAUUUGAAUGGACUAUUGUGAAGGAUACUGAAAUGGCAGAAUUCCCUGAUUACUACAACUCGUUACGGGUUUUGAGAUUUGCGGAGUCAGCGUACACUCCUCCAGCUUACAUCUCUGAGAUGGAGCGAGUGGGACAUCAGGGAGACAUUAUCCUGGUUUCAGGAAUCAAAACCGGCCACGCCAAACUCAAAGCCAAAAUACAAGAAGCUCUCUAUAAGGAUGUCGGUGCUGCAGAGGUCAGGUUACUGAUUCUUGAAAACAUCCUCUUGAGUCCUGCAUAUGAUGUUUAUCUGCUCGCUGGAACCUCAAUCAAAUACAAAGUGCAGAAAAUCCGUCAAGGAAAAAUCACAGGGCUGUCCAUGCCGUGUGAUCAGUAUGAGCUUCACCUGCAAAACAGUGUUGUCUCUCCUGAUGGAAACCCACAUGUUCCUGUGGCAAACUUGGAUCAGAGCAGCUCAACUGUGUUUGCAGUUCAACACGGACACACCAACAUCCUGCUUGACCACAAGAGUCUCGGGAUGCAGGGAGUUUCUCGUCUGCCCAACAGCACUAUAUAUGUGGUGGAGCCUGGAUUUUUGGCAUUUAAGAUUCAUCCUGAGGAUCGCUGGGUUCUUGAGACGGGGAGAACAUAUGAGAUCUUCAUUGAAGUGUUUGAUAAAUCAGGUCACAAGAUUCAUCUGUCUGAUAAUAUUCGUAUAGAAACAACAUUCCCUGUGGAGUACUUUGAGCUUCUGGAAUCUUCUCUCAAUGGAUCACACCAUCAUGUGAAAGCUUUGAAAAAUGGUCAAACCAUCAUUGAUGCCACACUCAGAGCUGUUGUUGACCAAGUAGGAUUACAGUUUUUCCCAUUGCAGACAGGAAGUGUCCAUGCCCUCUCUGUUCCUGUGAGUAAUGAGCAGGACGUGGAGAUCUACAACCCCAUAAUCCUCACACCCGCCAUCCUCACAUUCCCAUGGCAACCUAAAGAGGGAGCUUACCAGUACACAAUCAAGGCGACUGGUGGAAGUGGAAACUUCAGCUGGUCAUCCACUAACUCUGCAGUCGCCACGGUUACAGUGAAAGGGGUUAUGACCACAGUCAGUGAUGUUGGAGUCAGUGUGAUCUACGCUCAUGACAUGAGAAACCCACUACACUUCGGAGACAUGAAGGUGUAUGUGAUCGAGCCGGUGGGGAUGGAGUUCAGUCUGUGCACUGUGGAGGCUCGUGUUGGAUUGAAUCUGGAUCUGCCGCUGCAGAUCUUCGGUCAACUGAGUGAAGAGAGAGUGACGCUCAGUGACUGUUCACACUUUCACAUGCAGGUGGACAUGGAGAGCCACGGUGUCUUUCAACUGCUGGAUGGUCGACUCGCUCCUGGUCAGGGUCACUGCAGCGGGGUUCGAGUGAAGGCCUUGACACCCGGUUACACCCACCUGCUGGUUAGCUACACCUACAGCAACGUUCACCUCAGCGCAAAGAUCACUAUUGCUGCCUACCCUCCUCUAAAGCCGAUUGACCCAGUGUCUGUUGCCGUGGUGACGCUGGGCUCCUCCAAAGACAUGACCUUUGAAGGUGGCCCCAGACCGUGGGUCCUAGAACCAUCCAAGUUUUUCAGGAACCUGACAGCUGAAGACCACACCAGUGUUGCACUGUCACUGUAUGGACCUGCCUCUCGAGCAUACUCCACACAUCUGCUCAGAGCCACAUGUCGAGCUCUGGGAGAACAGGUGUUAGCAGUGACCGUCGGAAACCAGCCCACCGUGACAAACCCGUUCCCUGCAGUAGAACCAGCAGUGGUGAAGUUUGUGUGUGCACCUCCAUCACGUCUCAUGUUGACCCCUGUCUACACAAACCCACGGCUGGAUGUGUCCUGCCCACUGCUGCAGCACAACAAACAAGUGGUGCCGGUUUCUAAUUAUCACAACCCAGAGCUGGACGUGACGGCAUUUGAUCAGCAGGGCAGGAGGUUUGAUAACUUCAGCUCUUUGAGCAUCAUCUGGGAAUCAUCUAAAGUGCCGCUGGCGAGUAUUGAGCCGACCAUGCCCAUGCAGUUACACUUAGACGAGGGUGACAACAAACAGAUGAAAUUGCACGGUCGUCAGACAGUUCUUGUGCAUCAUGAAUCAGGCGUUGCAGCAAUCACAGUGACGGCAGUGGGCUAUCAAACAUCCCACCUGCAGGCAGCAGUGGUUUCCAGCGGGUUUGAUCCAAUGACUGCCAUUUCCUCCACACUGGAGCUGCUGCUUGUGGAGGAUGUGCGAGUAACCCCUGACACCAUCACCUUGUACAACCACCCUGAUGUGACGGCUGAUCUGAAUCUGCGAGAGGGUUCCGGUUAUUUCUAUGUCAACACAAGUGUUGCUGGAAUCGCUGAUGUUUCGUUCCAAGAGUCUCAGGGAAUUGCUCAGGUGAUCCCAGUACAGGCGGGGGUCUUGCAGGUGAUGGUUCAUGACCUCUGCUUGACCUUUCCAUCCCCCACUAUGGCUACAGUCCACAUCUCUGAUAUUCUGGAGAUUUAUGUGCGGGUGGUUGACAAGGUGGAGAUUGGCAAGUCAGUGAAGGCGUACGUUCGAGUUUUGGAUGGCAAUAAGAAGCCUUUCCUGUCCAAAUAUUUCUCUGUGAUGAACCUCAAGCUGAGGGCAGCUUCAUCCAUCAUCUCUCUGCAAGCUCUGUCAGAUUUAUCAGAGGAGGAUACGGGCACGUUCCUGGUGAAAGGGCUGGUGAUCGGUCAGACCAGUGUGUCUGCUGUGGUCAUAGACAAAAACGGCCGGAAAAUCACCUCUGCACCACAACAAGUUGAAGUAUUUCCCCCCUUCAGACUGCUGCCCAGGAAAGUCACUCUAAUUAUUGGGGCAAUGAUGCAGAUCACAUCAGAAGGAGGACCACAGCCACAGUCCAACAUCCUCUUCUCUCUGUCGGAUGAGAACAUCGCCUCCGUCAACAGUCUGGGACACGUUCAGGGCCUGUCUGUGGGCAACAUGACAGUGGCCGGUGUGGUUCAGGCGGUCGACACAGAAACGGGCAAACUGGUGGUGGUGUCGCAGGAUCGGGUGGAUGUUGAGGUGGUCCAGCUGAAGGCCAUCAGAAUCAAAGCCCCCAUCACCAGAAUCAAGACCGGAACACUGAUGCCGGUGUAUGUGAUGGGACUGACCAGCAGUCAAACACCCUUCUCUUUUGGGAAUGCUGUACCUGGUCUGACCUUCCACUGGUCUGUGACGAAGAGAGACACACUGGACGUCAACACACGGCAUGCAGAGGCAUCAGUGCAGCUCAGCGCUGAGCACAACUUUGCCAUGAGUGUAUUUGGCAGGAGUAAAGGACGCACUGGACUGAAGGUGGUCCUGAAGAGCAGCAUCCCUCUCGCUGGACAUCUGCAGGACAACACACUGGAACUACAUGAUGAGAUACAGAUACAGGUUUAUGAGAAACUGCAGCUGCUGAACCCAGAAGUUCCAGUCGAAGAGAUGCUGAUGUCACCAAACUCGCUGCUGAAACUACAAACCAACAGAGAUGAUGUGGGCUAUCUGUCGUAUCAUGUGCUGGACUGUCCAGACAGAGCUGCGGUCAUUCAGGUGGAUGAAAAAGGUCAUGUGACCUCUGGAUCAAUGACAGGAUCCGCAUCACUGCAGAUCAGCUCACAGGAAUCCUUCGGCGUCAAUCAAACCAUCAUUAUCGCUGUCAAGGUGGUGACUGUGUCAUAUCUGCGUCUGAGCACGAGUCCAGUGCUGUACACCACUAACAGAGACACUGCGUCUGCCAUACCGCUGGGAGCCGUGCUAACAUUCAAUGUUCAUUUCCAUGAUAACACCGGAGCAAUGUUACACAGCCACAACUCACUGCUCACCUUCUCCAUUAACAGGGAUGAUUUGGUGCAGGUUGGUAAGGGUUCGAGUAACCACACACUGACCGUACGGACGGUGAAUGUGGGUUUGACUCUGCUGGCGGUUUGGGACUCGGAGCAGUCCGGACUCGCCGAUUACCUCGCCCUGCCUGUUCAACACGCCAUUCAUCCAGCUGAAGCCCAGAGACUGGUCGUGGGAGAUAUUGUGUGUUUCUCAGCACAGUUCGUCAAUCAGGACGGUGCGUCAGGUGUGUGGAGCUCGUCGUCCAGUGCUGUUCUGCAGGUGGAGUCCAGGACUGGUGCGGCUGUAGCCAGAGACACCGGUACGGUUACAGUGUACUACGAGAUACCAGGUGUACUCCGCACUUAUAGAGAGGUUUAUAUUGAAGGUGCAUCUCGGACGACUGUCAUGACACCCUCGGUGAAGAGAGACAGAGACACAAGAGUACUGAUGUCCACCAGGGACAGAGGAAGCAACCUCAUUGGCAGCUGCUCCUCCUCUCAGUCACACAGCAUCAGUCUGCUCCACCCAGAAUCCUCCAUCAGCUGCCAGCUUCACUUCACCAGCAGUGCUGUGGAUUUCUCCCCUCAUGACGUCUAUCACACGCACACAGAGUUUGACACCAGCACAGGUUUCUACAGCUGUGUGUUGAGUUUUAAAGGCAUGAGUGAUCAGCAGUUGAAGGUGUUGAGUAUGUCCAUGACGGAUGUGGAGGUGUCAGCUGCUGUACAGGGCAGUCACUUCACUGGACAACAGAUCCGUGUUCGGCUGCCGGUCAAUCCAGGAAUCUAUACGGAUCAGACUGAUAUCAUCCUGAGUAACCAGCACCCAUCCGCUGAGUUCACCGUAUAUGGGACUACAGCUGCUCUGCAACAACUAGAUGUGAAGAGCAGUUCUCCUGUGAUCCUGAUAAAUGAGAAGGAAGUUUCCCAGGACGUUCCCAGUUACAUCAGAUACACAGUUCGAUUGGUGAAGCCGGAGGGUGCCCUCUCUGCGACUGUGUCUAUAAGCAGUGCGUCCAGUGAUCAGGUGCUGCACAUACCUGUAUCUGUCAUGCGUGUAGCAGCCAUCAGCCCUUCUAUGCAAGCACAUAUGACAGAAGCAGUGGAUGGAGCCAAUUUGUUUCAGCAGUUUAUUGACUCGUAUCAAGUGAUGUUCUUCACUCUAUUUGCUCUAUUGGCUGCUACGGCUGUUGUCAUUAUUGUGUGCCAUGUCUUGUUUUCCCCGAGACCUGUCAAUCAUCCUGCAUUCAUACAGAAGACUCCGCCCCCCGCAGGUGUAGCUAAACUGUCUGAAAGCCCUUUUUACAGCAGUUUAUCUUCAGAAGUGAAGAGAAGCCCAAGAUUACACUUGUAUUCACCUGACUACAACUCCAGAUAAACCUGACGAUGUCGACACGGUGCCUUCCCAGUGAUUGGACGAGUAUAAAGACAUGUUUCAGUAGCUUUUCUUCAUGCUGCCAACACAUCUGAGCUGACUGUUAGGCUGCAUAUUGCUUUGUGCUUGUUUGAAUUGUUAUGUGUGGACUUUAGUUAGUCAAUAGCUUUUUUUUCUUUUUCAGUACAGUUUUCUUUGUUUGAGGCAUUCUAAUUUUGCAACAUUUGCGCUGUUAAACAUUUUAAUCUGAUUUGUUUUUGACGCUCAGGACAACCUUUAAAAUAAUGCGAGCUUGUGGUUUGGUAAAAUACGUAGCAUGUUAUGUUGUGAAAGUGCAACCACUGAGUCCGUCCAAAGUGCUCUUAAAAGGUCUUUAUGCAGGAACUAAUGGCCAGUCAUCUUAAUUUAUUAUUGAUUUUAAACAUGUUGAGAAACUUUCAAAGAGUUUGAAGAACUCUGAGUUGAUCUAGUGCAGCUUUUUCAGUUAUUGAUGUGAAACGAAUGUUAAAUGAGCUUAAGGGCUUUACUCAAAUGCUGUAGAAGAUGGAAAGGGAUUAUGAAAGACUGAUUGACUUAAGUUACUUGUUUGCUGCUCAAAUGAAGUACCAGUCAAACAAUACAUACAUUACACUGAUCCAUUUAUUACUGUGAGCUCUCAUUCCACAUUAUGUGACCGUUUUUGACGAAAUAAAUGCUUCCGUCUUAGUGACACAGACAUUUUUCUUCUAAUAUCUGCCUCAUUAAGAGCCAUAUAACAAUGCAGCACUGAACACAAUGAGGUAUUAUGAUUUGUCGUAAUGUUUGACUGUUUAAUCUGUGGAUGUAAACCAUUUCUGAGCCUUGGACAAUGUGAGUCUGCUCUGUCACGCUUACCUUCCUCAGUUAAAGUUAAUAAUAGCUUGUGAUCUAAGAACAGCCUUUAAUUACAUUAUGCUUU